Messenger RNA from Synchiropus splendidus (mandarinfish), 3453 nucleotides. Its product is annotated as CCR4-NOT transcription complex subunit 2-like. The transcript is spliced from 15 exons. Bases 155 to 1783 code for a protein of 542 amino acids. Gene Ontology annotation, cellular component: P-body; CCR4-NOT core complex. NCBI's taxonomy places the organism in Eukaryota, Metazoa, Chordata, Actinopteri, Syngnathiformes, Callionymidae. The record is from RefSeq and is a predicted model, not a curated record. Gene Ontology annotation, biological process: nuclear-transcribed mRNA poly(A) tail shortening; regulation of DNA-templated transcription; regulation of stem cell population maintenance.
UUGGCCGGUUACCAUGGAGGAGAGCUGGAUGGAGAGGUGAGAGCGAUGAAGGGUCAGCGGUGAGAAGUUUCCCAGCAUCCUCGCUGACAGGCAGAGACAUGUCGGCCAUCUUGGACCGUAACGGGGGAGAAGGAUUGAUGCGGUGACACGAGGCAUGUUUGGUGCUAACCGGAAGAAGUUUAUGGAGGGAGGAGUAGAGAGCGAUUAUGCAGAUGACUCCAGUCUAUACUACAGCCAACAGUCUAUGUUCCCUUCACACCGUGCUGACAAAGACGAUGUGUUUUCUUUUCAGAUGUUGGCGUCUUCCUCUGCUUCCUCGACAGGUCAACUCUCCCAGCUGGGGGCCAGUUUAUAUGGCCCACAGAGUGCGUUGGGGUUCCCAAUGCGAAACAUCAACAGCAGCACGGCACCUCAGUUAAGUCGCAGUGGGCUGAAUCAGUCUGCCAGCCAACUCUCCAGUCACACCAACACACCCAACACUGGCACAAUGCACACGCCUCCCUCACCAAGCAGGGGGAUUUUACCAAUGAGCAGCAGGAGUGUAAUGAACCACAGCCAGCAGGUGGGGGGUCCAGCAGGUCAGCCCAUUGGAAUGGGCGUGGAAAGGUCCGGGAGGAGUGGAAGUAUGGGGAGUCCGAGCCGAUCGUCGCCCAGCAUAAUCGGCAUGCCCAAACAACAGCAAUCGCGACAGCCAUUCACCAUCAACAGUAUGUCGGGGUUUGGUGUCAACAGGAAUCCAGGCUACAACAUGAACAACUCUCUCUCCAACAACAUCUUCAAUGGCACAGACGGCAGUGAGAAUGUGACGGGGCUGGACCUGUCUGAUUUCCCCGCGCUAGCAGACAGGAGUCGAAGGGACGGCGGCUCCAACCCCACCCCCUUACUCAACCCAUUGGCUGGAAGGGCGCCAUACGGUGAGAGAUUGUUUGGCAUGGUAACCAAGCCGUCCAGUGAGCAGUCGCAGGACUUUUCCAUCCAUAAUGAAGAUUUCCCUGCUCUCCCUGGGCCAAACUACCAAACAAAAGACCCCACCAGCACUAGUGAAGACAGCAAAACGAAUCUCAACUCAUCAGGAAAGUCCAGCUCCAGCUCAGAUGGUCCAAAGUUUCCAGGCGACAAAAGCUCUGUCACUCAAAGUAACAACAACCAGCAGAAGAAAGGGAUUCAGGUGCUUCCGGACGGCCGUGUGACCAACAUCCCAGUCGGCAUGGUAACGGACCAGUUUGGCAUGAUCGGGCUGCUGACGUUUAUCCGGGCCGCUGAGACUGAUCCUGGCAUGGUCCAUCUUGCACUCGGGUCGGACCUCACAACACUUGGCCUCAACCUCAACUCACCCGAGAAUCUCUAUCCUAAGUUUGCGUCUCCGUGGGCGUCGGCACCCUGUCGACCACAAGACAUAGACUUCCACGUCCCCUCCGAGUAUUUAACCAACAUCCACAUAAGGGACAAGUUAGCAGCAAUCAAGUUGUCGCGGUACGGCGAAGAUCUGCUGUUCUAUCUGUACUACAUGAAUGGAGGAGACCUGCUACAACUUCUGGCUGCAGUAGAACUCUUCAACAGGGACUGGCGGUACCAUAAAGAAGAGCGGGUUUGGAUCACCCGUGCCCCCGGGAUGGAGCCUACACUGAAGACCAAUGCCUACGAGAGAGGGACCUACUACUUCUUUGACUGCCUCAACUGGAGAAAAGUGGCCAAGGAGUUUCAUCUGGAGUAUGACAAACUAGAAGAGCGACCUCACGUUCCCUCCACCUUCAACUACAAUCCUGCCCAACAGGCGUUCUGAUGCGCUCUUGCUCCUCCUACCUACCUGCCUGCCAUCGACCCUCCUGGUUCAUCAGUCGUCUCUCCACGAGGUUUCUCCUCCUCCACACACCCAAUCUGGCCAAUGGGGACUCUGGACGGGAGACUUCAAGCCGGCUCCCGCCGUCCUCUCUGAAUAGACGUUAUCAUUUUAACUUUUCUCAGUUUCUUUACCUCAUUUGUUUUUAAACUUUAUUUCCCAUCUUCCCUCCAUGUUUGGUUGGUCUCUUCAAUGGACUCAGGCACACAAGCACUGUAAAUAACUGUCCAUCUGAUCCAGUGAUUCACGUUUUUACUCAGUCUCCAGAAUCGGCUAUUUUUGCCUCGCGCAGCUUUUACAACCAGAUUUUAAACAUUAAGACCAGACUUCAAUCACUGGUCAGGGAGGAUAAGUGUUUCAGUUUUCUUCGUUUUUGACCCACAAAUCAGAAGCUCUUACAUCAGCAGACAGAUGAAAUGAAAUGUACAUUGUAGCACUAUUUCUUAAUAAAAGAGGAAAAUGAUUUUGAUUGGUUUGAAGAUUUUUAUUUGAACGUAAUGCUCAACAACUGUUCCUACUUUAUUGCAGAAUAUCUGGUUUGAUCUCUAUUAGUUACCCGUGAAAUUUUCUUCAAAAUUUGCAAGUUCUUAAGAAAAAACAUUGGAUAUUUUUUCCCCUCUCACUCAAAUAUUCAGCUCCUAAGCAACAGGAAAAGUGAGUUUGAGGAGGUCCAGUCACUAAACCGCCCCUGGUUUGAAUCCAGACUCACUGAGUGACGUGUGAAAUGUGCCUCUAAGUCCUCUUGGCACCUUCGAGUGUAAACUUUAAUCAACUGUUUAAUCCUCUAAGGGCCUACUAGUUAGGAUUUGGCGCACACAUGACCACCAGUUCCUUCCUGAAAUAACCUGGUAUUGGCAACUGGCGCUGGCAUGGACAGUCCAACGUUAUUAGUUCUGCUAGUGGUUUCAGAGCGCCACGAGGUUUGGAAGGGAUCAGACAAUCUGCUGUCAAUCUUCACACUGACAGACUCCAUAUGUUCUUAUAUGUGUUCUUCAUCUAUUUUCAGUUCUGCUUUGACUUUUUUUCCCCACAUCAUUUUCCUUUUAGUGGCAACAGACAACUGCUUUGAAUUGACUUGAAAUUCUGAUGUCACUGGGCAUCUGAGAUGGCAGUGUGACUGUUUAUAAAUGUCAGGAGCGUUGCCAUACUCUCUUAUCAAUAGGUGAAAAAAUGUGAAGGUCAUAUUACACAGAUUUGCCAUUAUGAACUGAAUUUAUUGCACUUAAAUUAUUCUUGAAUCACAUUUUCAAAGUGUUGGCUGCCACAAGCACUUGUCUGGUGCCACCCAUUUCCAUUGUCUUUACCCGCGGUGUCUAUUCUGCCUGGAAACAGUUGGACCAACAAAGACAAAAACUCAAACCCGGAAACACUUUGGCUGCCAGCAAUACAAGACUCAUCCAUCUGUGGAGACGUUUUACAGGGAACAACCCCAACUCUAUCCUCACGGAGCGGUUCACACGGGCCAGCGAAGCGACCACGCCAAGACCCUGCCCCCUGAACCAUGUGACCUUUGGAGAAGAUUGUGACUAGAUGAGGACUGAGGCACUUGGCCGUCGGCUGUUUUAUGAAAUAUGGCAGCUAGUGUUUUAUUAGGAAAAAUAAUGAAAUAAAUA